Oncorhynchus tshawytscha (Chinook salmon) is the source of this 1911-nucleotide messenger RNA. Its product is annotated as cAMP-regulated D2 protein-like. The record is from RefSeq and is a predicted model, not a curated record. NCBI's taxonomy places the organism in Eukaryota, Metazoa, Chordata, Actinopteri, Salmoniformes, Salmonidae. Gene Ontology annotation, molecular function: cholinesterase activity. The coding region runs from base 133 to 1911 and encodes 592 amino acids. The transcript has 9 exons.
GCAUUUCCCCCUUACUCAUCUGUGUAGGAGUUUAGGCUUCAAUUUUCUGCCCCAGCUAGGACACAACUGGAGAAUGAUCAGACCUGACUGAGAGACCCUGGCUAAUACUUUCUAAUAAUUCAUUCAGGAAAGAUGGAGAGCUGUCACUGUUUCUUGCUGCAUUGCUCACUGGUCUUUGCGCUGUCUUUUGCAGAGGAGGCAACGUUUGAGAAUGAGAUCGACCUUACAGAGUUUAUUAGAAGGAUUUCUUCCUCUGGACUACUGGUCAGGGAUCAGCCUCUGGCUAUCAACAGAGACCUUCGCUUUGAAACAAACUCACUGGAGGAGCUUGGAGAUCCAGAGGAUUCCAUUCCCAUCUGGACUGAUGAGGAACCAGUCAUCCAGAAUACACUCAACACCGGGACUACCAUCCCUGAUAUUCCUGACUAUGGCCCCAUAGUGUUGACCAACAAUGGGUUGAUCAAGGGACUCACAGUGGAAAAGUCCCACAUAUUUUAUGGGAUCCCGUAUGCGGACCCACCUGUGGCCACGCACCGCUGGAAGCCCCCCAGACCGGUGACCCCGUGGCCGGGGGUCCACGACGCCACGUACCCGAGGAACGCGUGUAUGCAAGGCUGCAGUGGCCCCAUAUCUGACAAGUGCCCUCAGAAGGUGAGUGAGAACUGCCUCUACCUCAACAUAUUUGUACCUCUGGAUGUGAACUUCAGUUCCCCUUUACUGACAACCCUGCCAGUGAUGGUGUGGAUCCACGGGGGAGAUUUCAUUGCUGGCUCAGCCUCCAAGCCCCUGUACGAUGGGAGGUUCAUCAGUAACUUCACUCGCACUGUGGUGGUGAGCAUGGCGUAUCGGCUAGGGGCGUUUGGUUUCCUCGUCUCGGGAAAAGACCCCAAAACCUCAGCAACCGGGAAUUAUGGGAUCCUGGAUCAGCAGGUUGCUCUUCUCUGGGUUCAACAAAACAUCGCUCUGUUCGGAGGCGACCCCAGCAAGGUGACCAUGUUUGGGGAGAGUGCAGGAGCCCAGUCAGUGAGCCUCCAUCUGAUGGUCCAGAGCAGUAAGCCCCUGUUCAAACAGGCUGUGUUCCAGAGCCUACCCUUCUCCAUCCCUCUCAAGACCAGACAUGAUGCCCUGAAGCUGGGGAGGGACUUUGCCAGACAGGCCAAUUGCUCUGUGAGCGACAUCGUGUGCCUGCUGUCCCUCAGUCCUCAGGCUGUCCUCGCUGCCCAGAUGAAGUCAAGUUCCAAAGUGGUGAAUCCCUUCAGGUUCCUGGAGAUCUUUGAGACCUGGGGGCCCUACGUGGAUGGAGAGCUGAUCAAGGAGCAGGCUGUGACUGCCUUCCAGAAGGGCCACUGGCAGAAGGAGAAACCAGUCCUCCUUGGGACCACUUCAGAGGAGGGGGUGAUAUUUGUGUACGGGGUCUUCACCAAGCCUGUGUCUGCGGUGGAGUGCACCGUCUACACCGCGGCUAUCUUCAAACAGCACGCCCUCAGGAUCCUACACAAGUACCUGCCCCUGUACAAGGACAUUGACCGACGGGACAUGCUGGCUCAGAUUGUUACAGACUACGUCUUCCUUUGCCCCUCCCGUAAGGCAGCCCGGGCAGGCACCAAAGUGGGCAGCGCCGUGUGGAUGUACGUCUUUGACCAUGUGAUAUCGGACCACAGUGUGUGGUCCGGUCUGUCCUUCUGCUACGAGCACGUGUGUCACGGUGCUGAGCUGCCCUUCCUCUUCAACACUGCCUCCAUGGCUAACUUCACGCUGGCCCCACCCGAGAGGCUGCUGUCCAAUCGGAUGUUGUGUUACUGGGGACAUUCGCCCACACCGGGGACCCGGCCUCACGGAUGCAACAGAGCGGCUUCUGUGGGCACCAGGGACCAUAUCUGUGACUUCUGGGACAAGCUGGGCAUCUAUUAG